Naegleria lovaniensis is the source of this 1524-nucleotide messenger RNA. RefSeq lists its product as uncharacterized. The record is from RefSeq and is a predicted model, not a curated record. Lineage: Eukaryota; Heterolobosea; Eutetramitea; Acrasida; Naegleriidae. Gene Ontology annotation, biological process: protein ubiquitination. Bases 1 to 1524 code for a protein of 507 amino acids. The transcript has 2 exons. Gene Ontology annotation, molecular function: ubiquitin protein ligase activity.
AUGAAAAACGAGAAUUUGUUGAGUUCGCUGGCCAUGAUGGGCUCUUCUGAUCGGAGUCUCUCAUCGUCAUCAUCAUUGGACAGUACCACAUCCAAUCAACAUGAAUUCUGGUUUACAUUUUCAUCCACAUCCGACGUUAUUUAUCCAAAUGCAUUUAGUCCGGAAAUGUAUAAUUUAUUUAUAAUGAUUGUUUACAUGUUCUUGUUGUAUUGGGUUUAUAGGUUGCUCAAAACAACUCUUUCCAAUUCGUAUCUGUUGUAUGUGAUUCGUUCAGGAGCAUUUAAUAUUGUGAAUAUUGCUAAUUUUGAGAACAUUGAAAACAUGUGGGGAGAAGGAAAUAUUCGUUCCUAUGUUCAAGCAUUAUUUAGUGGAUCCAUUGCUUCUCCGGUACAUCCUGUAAAGAGAGUGAAUGGAACAGUGCACCUGAAGAAAAAUACUUUUGCAUGUUUUUCUAAAGAGGAAAAUGGCAAGAAACUCCACGGUGUUAAAUUUCAGUUGGAUGCUCUUGUCAAGUCGAGUGUUCAGUUGUUCUGGGGAGUUUCAGAAUUGGCUUUCAAGAAGAAAAUUUUACAACCUUUCAAAGAUAAUUUCGAAAAGCUUGUGAAAAAUCAAAACACAGAAAAGGCUGAAGCUUUACAUGAAGGAACCUCUGUCGAGGAACAUCAUAAUGAAGACGAGGAAAAUAUCAUGACAAGAGGGUUACUAGACGUUGAAGAACACCAAUUAGAGGAUAUUACAACUAAUUCUGAGGAGACAAUUGAUAUGAACGGAUUACUCACCUAUGAUGAGUACGUUGAAAAAAGCGAUCUUGUAUUUAUUGAAAAAGCUUUAGGACAAACAUUUGAGAUGCCAUCGGAUGACAUGUUUGAAUCCAAUGUCUCAGACAAUUAUUUCACAUCGGUGGUAGUGAGACAACCUCCUACUGCAAACAAUGACACUCAAGAAAAUCCAGAACAGCAACAAGAACAAGCAAACCCGGAAAUUACAAACACAGAAGAAGAGAGAAUUGGAAAUCAGCUCACUCAAGAUCUGUUGGCUGACGAAGAUGAAAGAAUUUCCUCAGAUUCAAAGCUUCCACUCGUAAUUGUGAUCAAGCCAACGUUACAAGCUCUAGACAGCCUAAAACGAUAUGACGAUGAAAAUAUAGAGACAGAUUAUGACAGAGAACUGUAUUGUUUGUAUGUCAUUUGUAAUUUUAAUAGAUACGAGAAUGCAGAAGAAGGUGUAUAUUACCGAGGAAAUGUUGUAAAGAUUUUCGCUCAGACUGAAUCUGAAUUAUUUGAAUUAGAAGAGGUCUAUGGAGCAGAUGAGAAUGACGAAAACGAAGUCGAAGAAUGUAUUGUGUGCUUUUCUGAACCAAGAGAAGUUAUUCUGCUGCCCUGCAAGCACAAGUGUGUCUGUCAUGAAUGCUUUAGUAGGAUUGACAAGUGUCCUAUUUGUAGAUGCAAUGUGCGAAGCUACAUUUCUGAGAAUACAUCAACAGAAUCAACUCAACCCGCUACAACAAACAAUGAGAGCGUGUAA